Messenger RNA from Eublepharis macularius, 899 nucleotides. It is a transcript of the gene QDPR, whose product is annotated as quinoid dihydropteridine reductase. The record is from RefSeq and is a predicted model, not a curated record. Gene Ontology annotation, cellular component: cytoplasm. The transcript is spliced from 7 exons. Gene Ontology annotation, biological process: tetrahydrobiopterin biosynthetic process; L-phenylalanine catabolic process. Bases 51 to 773 code for a protein of 240 amino acids. Lineage: Eukaryota; Metazoa; Chordata; Lepidosauria; Squamata; Eublepharidae. Gene Ontology annotation, molecular function: 6,7-dihydropteridine reductase activity; NADH binding; NADPH binding.
CCGGGGGAGGCGGAGCCGCUGAACGCCCUCCGAGGCGGGCGCAGGGAGGCAUGGCCGCGGCGGAGGCUCCUCGGGUGCUGGUCUACGGCGGCCGGGGCGCGCUGGGCGGCCGAUGCGUGCGAGCCUUCCGGGCCAAGGACUGGUGGGUGGCCAGCAUUGAUUUAGCAGAAAAUGAUGAGGCCAGUGCCAACAUUGUUGUGAAAACGAGCGAUUCUUUUCUUGAACAAGCCGAUCAGGUGACAGAAGAUGUCGGAAAGCUGCUGGGAGACAAGAAGGUUGAUGCUAUCCUUUGCGUCGCAGGCGGAUGGGCUGGGGGCAGUGCUAAAGCCAAAUCUUUGUACAAAAACAGUGACCUGAUGUGGAAGCAGAGCGUUUGGACAUCAACCAUCUCCAGCCACUUGGCUACAAAACACCUGAAGGAAGGGGGCUUGUUGACUCUGACGGGUGCAAAAGCUGCGUUAGCGGGAACUCCAGGAAUGAUUGGCUACGGUAUGGCCAAAGGAGCCGUCCAUCAGUUGUGCCAGAGUCUGGCUGGGGCAAACAGUGGCUUACCACCGGGGUCUGCAGCAGUGGCCAUUCUCCCGGUUACCUUGGAUACCCCGAUGAACAGGAAAUCCAUGCCUGACGCAGACUUCAGCUCCUGGACACCACUGGAUUUUAUUGCAGAAACUUUUCAUGAUUGGGUCACUGGAAAGAACCGGCCGGGCUCAGGCAGUCUUAUCCAGGUGGUAACUACGGGAGGAAAGACGGAGCUUACGGCCACCCAUCUCUGAAAAGGAGGCGGUCUCAGUUCUGCUGACCACAAAAGCAAAGUCAUUGCGAGUCUUAGCAAGUGUAUGUCUGUGUGUAUCGUCUGUGUGGUCUUCACUUCCUGUCAAUUAAAAGAUCGCUCUUGUGGA